Komagataella phaffii GS115 is the source of this 453-nucleotide messenger RNA. RefSeq names its product ubiquitin-40S ribosomal protein S31 fusion protein. The transcript has a single exon. The record is from RefSeq and is a predicted model, not a curated record. NCBI's taxonomy places the organism in Eukaryota, Fungi, Ascomycota, Pichiomycetes, Pichiales, Pichiaceae. Gene Ontology annotation, molecular function: structural constituent of ribosome; ubiquitin protein ligase binding; protein tag activity. Bases 1 to 453 code for a protein of 150 amino acids. Gene Ontology annotation, biological process: translation; modification-dependent protein catabolic process; protein ubiquitination. Gene Ontology annotation, cellular component: cytoplasm; ribosome; nucleus.
AUGCAAAUUUUCGUAAAGACCCUUACCGGUAAGACUAUCACCUUGGAGGUGGAGUCUUCCGACACUAUUGACAACGUCAAGUCCAAGAUUCAGGACAAGGAGGGAAUUCCUCCUGACCAACAGCGUCUGAUCUUUGCUGGUAAGCAAUUGGAGGAUGGUAGAACUUUGUCUGACUACAACAUCCAAAAGGAGUCUACUUUGCACUUGGUCCUUAGAUUGAGAGGUGGUGGUAAGAAGAAGAAGAAGAAGAACUACACCACCCCAAAGAAGAUCAAGCACAAGCACAGAAAGGUCAAGUUGGCUGUCUUGAACUACUACAAGGUUGAUGACGAUGGAAAGAUCGAGAGAUUGAGAAGAGAGUGCGACACCUGUGGUGCUGGUAUCUUCAUGGCCAACAUGAGUGACAGACAGUACUGUGGUAAGUGCCACACCACCAUCAAGCUUUCUAAAUAA